Molecule: messenger RNA, 3247 nt
Organism: Annulohypoxylon truncatum
Lineage: Eukaryota; Fungi; Ascomycota; Sordariomycetes; Xylariales; Hypoxylaceae
Product: Pkinase-domain-containing protein
Exons: 3
Coding region: 499-3042 (847 amino acids)
Biological process (GO): intracellular signal transduction; regulation of MAPK cascade; protein phosphorylation
Cellular component (GO): cytoplasm
Molecular function (GO): ATP binding; protein serine/threonine kinase activity
Source: RefSeq, a predicted model, not a curated record
CGCGUAUUAGAUUGAAAUACACUAGAAUAAGGGGUCCCGAUCUUUGGGACUGAGUCUAGUACAUACUAACAACGUGGCGCUCUACUCUAGCCUUGAUUUCAAACAAAGCCUCGCAAGAUAGGCGCUCCUCGCAUUACCCUUAAAGACGUUGCGGACGAAGGCUUCGAUUUUCCGCCCAGCAGAAGUGCUACGAUAACUACCUAAUUUCUUCAUCCUUGCCUACUAUGGCGGCACCGAACGGGUAAGUCUAUCGAUUAAUUAGAGUACAAUAAACCCAACCGUCUCGAUCGCUUGUCCUCAACGGCCUCCAACGCUCUCGAUAUCGCAAGCGGGGAAACUCGGACUUCAUAGUCUACCAGUUCAAUUCUGCGUCGAAUGAGUAUCGCCUAAUUGUAUCGACACGGGAGUCUGUCUUUGACCUUACAUACCUAAUGAUCCUCAGAACAUUUUAACUAAUUAUGACAAUAUAACAGAAGCGUUUAUACUACCGGCCAGUUUAUGAAUCCCGGCCCGGCCCCGCGACCGCCAAUGGACCGCCCACGCCUCAAUCUCACCCCCAGCACUAAUUACCCCGGAAGUAUGAAUUCUAGUAUGACGAACGUGGUUUCGUCGCCUAUUACGCGUACUGCCACUUCCACAUACACGGGCUCUACUAUUUCCUUACCGCUCGCCCGCGAGCGAUCCAACCAGACAGAUGGCAUGGGAGGUGUCGCGGUCAUAAAAGAGGGUUGGGCGCAGGUGAAGGAGAGCAGGAACUUCAUCCAACCGUGGAAGCAAAAAUAUCUUAUUCUGCGCAAGGAAGCGCUUGAUUUCCACAAGACCGAGGGUGGAAAGGUUUCUUACACUCUAUUCCUAAAGGACGUCUUGAACGUCGGACGAGUCGAGGCCGCGGGUACUAUCUUUGAGAUCAAGAGGCACGCGCAGGGGUCAUCUAAUAGCCCCGGAGAUGAUGAUGGUUCAAUUAGAACUUUACACAUCAAGGUCAAGAGUGAUGAUGAUCUCUAUGACUGGAUUGACCUUCUCUAUGGUCGCUGUCCUACUAUGGGUGGGGUGAGCAACCCGACCAACUUUUCUCAUGCAGUACACGUUGGCUUUGAUCCACAGACAGGCCAAUUCGUAGGGUUGCCGCCCGAAUGGUCGAAGUUGUUGAACUCUUCCGCCAUCACUAAGGAAGAUUACGAGCGCAACCCCCAGGCUGUGUUCGAGGUUUUGGAUUUCUACUCGGAUCUCACUAAGAGAGCCGAGAAUCCCCAGCAAUAUCCAAGCCUUACUCCAACUCCUCCCGCUGCCGCUCAGCAGAACAAGCAACUUGGAUAUGGCGGCGGCGGCGGCGCUUCUGUCGCACCACCCCGUCCAAUGCCACCUUCGCAGCGCAGCUACAGUAACAUGUCACAGCAGCAAGGCACCCCUCCGCCUCGACCGAACCCUCCGGAGAUGUCGCAAAGACCACCUGUGCAGAGUGUUGGAGGUAGCUAUGGCCCGUCUCCUGAUGCGGCGCGCGAAGAGCAACGUAAGAAGCAACUAGAAUUACAGAGACAGCGCGAAAUUGAGGAGCAGAACCGACGUGAUCUAGAGGCCUACAAUGCUUCUAUUCCUCAAAAGAAGGUGCCCAUGGCCCAACAAGAGAUUGGUGGCGGUGGAUAUGGGAACUCAGGCUCGCAAGAUCGCUACAAUCCUAGUCGAGCAGCACCUCCGGCGCCUAAGCCAAACAACCAGCAAGUCAACGGCCUUCGCGCCCAGCGGCCUGCUCCGCCAGCACCUAACUCGGGCUCUGCUUCUGCUAGCAGACCUCCACUCUCCUCUCAAACCAGUUCAAGCUCCGUUCCGACCUCACGCGAUCCCCAGUCCAACCAGGCGCAACGAAUGCCCCCGCGGAAUGACCAACAAGCACGAUACCAGAAUAACGCCAAUAACCCACAACAACGGGCGAAUGGUCAACCUCAGAACCCGGCGAUGGCACGCAUGCCCGCUCCUGUCAAGCCUCUUAAUGUACCGGCGAAGCCUAGUCAGACUCAGCAGAACGACGGUGUGAAGGCUGCGGAAGCUGCCUUGACAGCCAAGCCAUCGCCGUCGGAGAGGAAGCAGGAUGUUCGCAUGUCCACCAUGUCCGAAAAGGAGGUCAUGCAAAAGCUGAUUGAGGUUGUUUCGAAGGAUGACCCUAAUCUGUCAUACUCGAAGCAAAAGAAGAUUGGACAGGGUGCUUCCGGUUCAGUCUAUGUGGCCAAGGUUAAGGAGGGCGCAGUGUCUGCGGUGGCCCGAGAGGUUCUCCGUUCCCAAGGAACUAGGGCUCAAGUUGCUAUUAAGCAGAUGGAUCUGGCACAUCAGCCGCGCAAGGAGCUUAUCGUCAACGAGAUUAUGGUCAUGAAGGACAGCAAGCACCGAAACAUUGUCAACUUUCUCGACGCUUUCCUACGCAACAACAACGCCGAAUUAUGGGUGGUCAUGGAGUACAUGGAGGGUGGUGCUUUGACAGAUGUCAUUGACAACAACCCAGUCAUUACUGAGGAACAGAUCUCGACGAUCUGCCUUGAGACUUGCUGCGGGUUGCAACACCUACACUCUCAGAACAUUAUCCAUCGUGAUAUCAAGAGCGAUAACGUUCUUCUAGACGCUCGCGGAAACGUGAAGAUCACCGAUUUUGGUUUCUGCGCGAAACUUACCGAGACUAAAUCCAAACGAGCAACUAUGGUCGGAACUCCUUACUGGAUGGCUCCUGAGGUCGUCAAGCAGAAGGAAUACGGCCCGAAGGUUGACAUUUGGUCGCUCGGAAUUAUGGCCAUUGAGAUGAUCGAAUCCGAGCCGCCAUACCUUAACGAAGAGCCUCUGAAGGCUCUCUACCUUAUCGCAACCAACGGCACCCCGCGCCUGAAGAAGCCGGAAAAGCUGAGCAAGGAGCUCAAGGCUUUCCUAUCGGUCUGCUUGUGUGUCGACGUUAAGAGUCGUGCUUCGGCGGAUGAGCUGUUGCAGCACGAUUUCUUGAAGCAUGGUUGCCCACUCGGAAGCCUCUCCGAACUACUUGCAUUCAGGAGGAACGCUAAAUAGAGGCGUAGUUAAUAACGAUACCCUAUUCCUUAAUUGCAUCCCUUCGACCAGAGGAUAACCCGAGCCAUGAAAGAUGAUGAGUUGAGCGGCUGCUCGUCGAACCCCAUAUACACCCCGGAGGCAGCGGUCUUUGGGAGGUUCCAAUUCAUCUGGGUCAUAAAAUUUGCAUGAAAGAGUUGGUCGCUAUUUGAAACACAUAGAUGGG